Molecule: messenger RNA, 2611 nt
Organism: Cetraspora pellucida
Lineage: Eukaryota; Fungi; Glomeromycota; Glomeromycetes; Diversisporales; Gigasporaceae
Source: the annotation of a GenBank genome assembly
AUGGAGGCAUCACCUUUCUCUUGUCCAACACCUCCCGACAAUGGGAUUUAUAAUCCUUGCGUCGUAAGAGAAAUGGUCAUUUAUCCAGCAUGUCUUCUACUCUAUAUUAUAUUAUUUGGCGGUUAUCGAUAUUUUUAUAUCAAUCGAAACCCAUCCGGUUAUUCCUCUCUAAAUAAUAAUAGGCUUUUACGAAGACGUCUUUCUCCUUUAAUUAGAGCUAUAUAUUGUUUUAGUGACAUUGUAAUUUUAUCAUAUCUUGCGGAUUGUGUGGUGGUUAUGAUUAGAGCUCUUGAAUCAAAAACAUGGACUUCAACUGUGAUAGUUUUUUAUGAUGUUAUUUGUUUGAUUGCCUGGAUUAUGAAUUUGAGUUUAAUGGCAUUAGAAAGGCAAAAUUUGGGAAAAUGGUCUUGGGUAAAUUAUCUAUUCUACUGGGUUUCUUUAAUCGGAGAGGCUCUAAUCUUUUAUCUAUGGUUCUCCGAAUUCAAUGCUGAAUCUGCUCAUUUUGCUUCAAAUUAUGACCUCGCCUUUUUCUGUAUAUUUGUUAUUCGUUAUGUUGCUUUAUUCAUUUCUAGUAUGGUAUCAUUGGUUCGUGCUUUUCAAAUUACUUUGGACCAGGAAGAUGCUGAUAAUGAUCAAAGUAUUCUUGAGAAUUCCUCUUCUUAUGGCACCUUUUCUUCAGCCGAAGCUUCUCAACCUACACAAUCUACACAACCUAGUCAUCCAAAAAAGGGCGCAUUUGCUGAUUUCUAUAGCAAAAUGCUACGCCUUCUUCCUUUCUUAUGGCCAAAUAAAAAACCUUUUCUCCAGUUUUUAGUUUAUAUAUGCUUUGGUCUUUUAAUCGCUGGACGUGUGGUCAAUGUACUUGUUCCUAAACAACUUAAAGUUAUUACUGAUGAAUUAACUGGGGAUAGUGGGAAUGCUGCAACAUUCCCAUGGGUGGCAAUCUUGUUAUACGCAUUUCUGAGGUUUUUGCAAAGUGGUGUUGGUUUAAUUCAAGCUACUCAAAAUUAUUUAUGGAUUCCUAUCGGACAAUAUACAACUCGUGAGAUUUCUGUCCAGAUGUUUGAACAUUUGCAUGGCCUUUCUUUGUCUUAUCAUAUCAAUCGUAAAACGGGUGAAGUACUGCGUGUUAUGGACCGUGGAACAAACAGUAUUAUUUCAUUAUUGAAUCAAAUAUUGUUCCAGAUAUUUCCUGUAAUUGUGGACAUCUUUGUUGCUGUUAUAUUCUUUGUUAUCGAAUUCGGUUGGCUGUUUGGUUUAAUAGUAUUUAUUACUAUGUCGUUAUAUAUUUUCGCGACUGUAUGGAUUACUGAAUGGCGAACUAAAUUCAGACGUGAAAUGAUUGAAUUAGAUAAUGAUUCUCGAUCUAAAGCUGUCGACUCGCUUUUAAAUUUCGAAACUGUUAAAUACUAUAAUGCUGAACGAUUUGAAGUUCAACGUUAUGAUGAUUCCAUCAGAAAAUAUCAAGUUGCUGAUUAUAAAGUCGCCUCUUCACUUAACAUUCUUAAUAUUAGUCAAAACCUUGUUAUUACUGCGGGUUUGUUGGCUGGUUGUUUGUUAUGCUCUUAUAAAGUCACUCAACAUAUUUUCACUGUUGGUGACUUCAUCCUAAUGAUUCAACAAAAUUUCAUUGAUAUGGAAAAAAUGUUAGACUUGUUCAAAGAACAACAAAGUAUUAGUGAUGUACCCGGUGCUACCGAGUUAAAAGUCACUGAAGGAUCUGUUUCAUUCGAAAAUGUUGGAUUUUCUUAUGAUCCAAGACAUCCUGCAUUAAAAAAUAUUUCAUUCACAAUUCCUAAAGGAAAAACUGUAGCCUUAGUGGGGCCUAGUGGUGGCGGUAAAUCGACCAUUCUUCGACUUUUAUUCCGUUUUUAUGAUGUUGAAACCGGUCGUAUUCUUAUUGAUGGUCAAGACAUUCGACUUGUUAAACAAGAAAGCUUGAGAAAAAAUAUUGGCGUUGUACCUCAAGAUACUGUCUUAUUUAAUGAUACUAUUUUAUACAAUAUUCAUUACGGAAAUAUUAAUGCUCCGGUAGAUGACGUCUACAAAGCUGCAAAAGCUGCCCAAAUCCAUGAUCGUAUAUUAACAUUCCCAGAUGGCUAUCAGACACGUGUUGGAGAGCGUGGUUUGCGUCUAAGUGGUGGUGAAAAACAACGUGUUGCGAUUGCAAGGACAAUAUUGAAGGAUCCAGCGAUUAUUCUACUUGACGAGGCUACCUCUGCCCUUGACACGACCACAGAAAGACAGAUCCAGCAUGCACUCUCCAAUAUAACUAAAGAUCGUACAACAUUGGUCAUUGCGCAUCGUCUGAGUACUAUUAUUAAUGCUGACUUGAUUCUUUGUAUCAAAGAUGGGCAAGUAUUUGAACAGGGUACUCAUGAUGAACUUAUCAAAAAUACCGAAGGUUUAUAUUAUGAAAUGUGGCAAAAACAAUUACGCGACGAAACCGAAAGCAAAACUGAAGUUACUGAUGAAAUCGAAGUAUCAAGUACUAAUACAUCUCAAAAUGGAAUAAAUAACAAUGGUGUAAACUCUUCACAUGUUCACGGACAUAAUUUUACAGAAUAUUUUUCUUUUUUACUCGAAAAAUUUAAAAUCGUUGAUGCUACUG